Molecule: messenger RNA, 1563 nt
Organism: Ceratina calcarata
Lineage: Eukaryota; Metazoa; Arthropoda; Insecta; Hymenoptera; Apidae
Product: spermatogenesis-defective protein 39 homolog
Biological process (GO): vacuolar transport; intracellular protein transport
Cellular component (GO): cytoplasm
Source: RefSeq, a predicted model, not a curated record
GAACCGUUCUUCAGAUUCUCAUAUUACGUGCCUGUUGCUGCCAACGCAAUUUUCUAUCUAUUCUUACAAUACGAAAUAUCGUUUUUAACUCGUUGUCCGGGGGUGUAUUUAAUAAGUACAUGAUUUUCAUCCCUUAUACAAUAUCGGCGUUAUGACAUCGGCGAAGGAUGACGAAGAUUUCUGGUACAGCAGCGAGAAGCGAUCGUUUUGCUUCGAGAACAACGAGGUGGACCAAUUGUUCGGCGUGUCGAAAACCGACACGGACCGAUUAUGGGCGGGUAUAUCAAACGCAUCUCAAUCCGAGGAGAGUUUAAAGACUGCCACUGAUUAUCAACCCCUGAAGCCUAUGCUCUCUAUAAUUUCGGAAAAAACUCUUUCUUGCAUUUUGGCUACCGAUAAAUUGCAAAAUGUUCAUCAAGAAACGGCUGCGGUUCAGCCAGAUAUUACUUUGAGAAAAAUUUUACUUGGACAACCGUACACUUUGGAGCAGUACAAAUCGCUCGCUAGUAAAACUGCUUUAUUGGACGCAGCGGUUACCAGCGGGGAUGGAAAUGCAAUUUUAAUAAUCAUCUUGUUUUUAACGAAAACUCUGAAAAGAGCUUUACUCCAAAGGAUGUUAGCAGAGAGGCCAGACGCUGUGAAGGUUUACGUACGAUACUUGUCGAUACGAUUACAGCUGAAUGAAAUCACAGAUAUUUUAACGUACGUUAAUGAUCUAUAAUUUUUGAUGAAGAUGUUGCAUAUUAUUAUAAAAAAUACCAGAGACCCUGACAGAUUAUUGUACAAACUUCGGAAUUGUUACAAGACUCAAUUCUCCUCGUUAACCGAUUGCAAGGAGGCUUCGUUCGUACAAUCAUACAUAAAAUUGCUCGAAUGGCAAAUGGCAGUGAAAAAAAUAGACGGUAACGAGAGCGUCGAAUUGAAUUCGUCCGUUCUCGAUUGUUUAAAACACGCGUGCAGGACUCACGCGAGUUCGCCCGAGGGUACGUUGAUGUCUCCUACGAUUUUAUCUCAACUGCACGACGUCUCUUCUAGACAGUAUCAAAAAAUCGCAUUGGAAGUUCGAGCAUCGGCCAAUGAAUGGGACGACGUCGACAAGCUGCUUCUAACGAAGGGAUGGCUAGGGAGUAAAAAGUUGCAAAUUCACCUACCCAUCGAAGACGUGCUGAAAAUAUUACACAAAAACGGUGCGCCUUCUGAGGUCCUCGAAAAGUAUUUGAAAUACGUCGACUAUGUCGAGAGGCGAUUAGAGCUUGCGAAAAAUAUGCACUGUUUCCGAAUAGCGAUCGACAUACUCGCCCAACAAGCAGAUCGCGUUGCGUUGAUGGAUUACAAAAUGAAACUGCAACCCCAGUCGGAGGAAUAUUUCUACGCGGAAAGCGCGCUCCGACUGCCAUCAGUCAAAUGGAAAAACUGACAUUAAUUCUAUUUAUUGUAUCACAUUUUUCAUUAUUUAUUACUCGAAAAAGAUAAUCGUCACUUGUAAACGAGUUAUAUUUUAUCUCCUGACAAAAUCUACGGUUUUAAACAUUGAUAAAGAUUCGUAAAUUAUUACUCAUUAAA